This is a messenger RNA of Paramecium sonneborni, 474 nucleotides long. The record is from the annotation of a GenBank genome assembly. NCBI's taxonomy places the organism in Eukaryota, Ciliophora, Oligohymenophorea, Peniculida, Parameciidae.
AUGAAAUAAAAAUUGAAAUUUGAUCAAACACUUUAUGCAGAUGUAGAAUAUUUGGAUGAAAAAGGAAAUUUUGAUUUCAAGAAAUUCGCAAAUGCUGCAUCUGAAUCAAUAAAAAUAAAAAAUAAAGAUAAAGCAUAAAAUAAUUUCGUUUAAAUCUAAUAGAAAUGGGAUUUAUAGAGAUAAGCUAUUAAAAAUUAAAAAAUGGAAAUCAAAUCUAAACCUGUUAGUGAAGUAAACAAAAAAUAAAUAGAAAUAAUUGAAGAAAUGAAAAAAAGAAAAUCUAAAUUGUAGAACUUAGUCAAAAAUUCAUAAAAUAUUGAUAAUUAAAUCAAAGAAACAAGUCAUAAAAUAACUUAAAUUAAAAAACAGCCUUCUAUUUAGAAAGUAGCGUAAUAGAUUGAUAAAAUGACUGCAGAUCAAGCUUAACUUCGUCUUUUCAGGUUUGAUUAAAUGGAAAAAGUUUAAUUUUAAUGA